Musca domestica (house fly) is the source of this 3407-nucleotide messenger RNA. RefSeq lists its product as uncharacterized. Bases 2154 to 2825 code for a protein of 223 amino acids. The record is from RefSeq and is a predicted model, not a curated record. Lineage: Eukaryota; Metazoa; Arthropoda; Insecta; Diptera; Muscidae. The transcript is spliced from 8 exons.
AAAUAGCGGAUAAUUACGGUAGAAAAAGUAACAAAUCUGAUAAAAAGUGUUAUUUGUUGAAUUAUUUUGAAAAAUAAAAAAUUGAAUAUUGAAGAAAUAGCAGUUAGAAAGUUUGAAAAACAAGUGAAUAUUAAAAUUCGUGAAAAGUAGAAGGAAAAACAAAGUUAAAAAUAAACGAAUGCGAGUAAUUAAAAAAAAAAUCAAUUUGAAAAUAUUAAAGAAUAUAUUUUCUAUCGACAAAAGUGUGUAGAGUUAGUGUUUAAACACUAAUUUAAGUGAUUUGGAUUUUCCCGACACAUGCUAACAUACCCACGAAAAGAAAUAAUAACAACAACAACAACUAACGAAAAUAUUGUGUGCUAAUAAGAUUUGGCAGUAAAUUUCAAUGAAAAGUUAAUGGAAGUCAUUCCAUUCAUAUUCUUAUUAGAGCCGUAAAAUCAGUGUUGCCUGUCGCCUUCAUCCGGUAAACGAAACGAACAAACGUAUGUCUGGCUGUCUGUCUGUAGGUGUGUGAGCGUGAGUGUGUGUGUCAUACUACCUACAAAUACAGUUAACUUCGUAUGUCCUUAGAGUGCGUGUCGUUUGAACGUUAAAAUAAAUAAUUCGAUUUAGGAUUUAAUUUGGAACUCCUGUGAAGUGAAAUAAAAGUCGUUAAAAAAACGAAGAACUUGUUCGUGUGAAUUUGUCCGUAUGCAGAUUUUAUGGAAUAUUUAUUUGUAUGUUUGAAGUUCUCGAAAUAUUGUAUUCAAGUGAAAAUUCUAAGCAAUAACGGCCAAGGGGAAAACGAGGAAGGAACCAACAAAAUAAAGCACAAAUCAUCUAUGUAAACGAAAAACCUUCAAGAAGUUUUGAAACUAGCAUACGUACAUACAUACAUACACACAAAAAUUCCUUGUUACCGAAAGCUACAGCAGAAGCAAGGACGGAAGGAAGGUAGAAAGAAGUGAAUAUUUGAAGAACCACAAUUUUGAAUAAUAAAAAGAAAACUAAAAACACAAAAAUACCGAGAAAACAUUGCUGGAAACAUAUUUAGCUGAAAACAAGACAACUCAGCCAGAAUCUGAAAUACGGAGGAAAAGACGAAGACGACCAGAAACGUUAGUAGUUUAGACAAAUAUCUAAAAUAGCGGAGAACCACCAAAAACGUUUGGAAUAAAAUUUUCCAGCAGAUGCGAAGUGAAGUGAAACGAAGCAACUAAAAUUAGACGAAUCAUUGCUGGAAACUGCUGUUGUAACAGAAAAACCAACAACAACAACUCAGGUGGUGUUUAGUGGCUGCUGCAAGGACAAAGUAUCCGCCAAAUACUCUCUCUCCCUCCAUCAGUUUAGGUGGGAGAACUUAAAUCUUAAUCUGAUUCGAAAUAGAGUCUCUCCACGUUAUAGCCACUCGAAUGGAUGUUUGUUGAUGUUGUUGCUGUUCGAAGAAAUAAAUUUAAAUAUCUAACAUUCUUGCCAUCUUGUUUGGCCGACACCGUCUGUUUUGGUUUAUUGUGAACAAUAACGACGAAAGUUUGAAAUAACAACGCCGAAAAAAAAAGUUUUAAAUGAAAAACACAUAAAAAAGAAACUUUAAAUAAACGCACAAAGUUUACGAUCAAAAAUCUUACGAGCCACCAAAAGCGAAACAAAAACAACCACAAGAACAACAACAACGUUGGAGUGAUAAGGACAUAAAGCAUUGUUCAAAGCAAGUUGUGGCAUAUUUUUGAAGCAGCAUAACAAGAAGAAGAAGACGAAACAAUACCAAAGACGACGACUACCUAACAACAAUAUAAGACAUAGUUUAUCAAGAAAUAGACGAAGUAAAUAUAGCGGUUGAAACACUGGUCUACAUAAACCAUUGGUGAUCUAGUUACAAUAUAUUGUGGUUUUGAAAAGAUUUAUUAGCUGGCCAAUAGAGCAAAGGACCUCAAGAACAAGGAUCGUAAACAUUUUAUGGGAAUUCUGAACUAAAUAAAUGUUAUUUAAAAUCUCAAUGAACUACAUUCUCUAUUGGUAAAACCACAAAGACAACAAAAAAACAGCGCACCAUCAAACGCAAUAAUAAAAAGCGGAUAUUUAAGCCAUAGUCCACACCGCAAGUUUUUACGUUUAACACAUAGUCAGUCACCAACACACUUAUACCCCUCAACAGAACAAUUUCAACAGCAAAAAUGCGUCGCUCAUCGUUCACACCGGUUUUCAAUAUCAGCACACAGGAGCCACUCAUUGUGGUCGAAGAGACCAAUCCAACAGAUGAAGAUGGCGCCGACGAGCUGCUCGGCGCCGUGGGUGGAGGUAAUGAAAGUUGUACAUCGGCAACCGCAAAAAGGACAAACAGCGAUGACUCUGAUCCAGAAUCGCCCAAAAAUCCCUAUCUGCUGUGUCCGUUGCCUGACAUGCAACAAAGACGCAAACACUCAUUGCCAUCAUUGCAAAUAACCGAGGGAAUAACGGCCAGCCAGGUGAGGCGUUUAUCCGAUGUGGGUGGCGAAACGGGCGGCCUGAGUCCACACGAUGUGGAAUUCCUGACCACACUAUCACAAUCACAAGCUGGACCCUCGGGUGGCGGACGAAGACAUUCCGUUGUGACCAUAUCGGCUGUACCACCCACACUUUUUGGACGUAAUCGCCGUGAAUCCAUAUCCGGUGCCCUCUACAGUGGAAGUCGUCGCGGCAGUGGCAUUCAAGGACCACCGCUCACAGAUCAUCGAGGCAGUAUUCAUAACUUGCAAUUGGAUCUUAUGGAUGGUAUUUUACACGCCCGUAAGACACGCUCCGGCAGCGGUGUCUGGCAGGCACCAAUACUGAAAGAGACCGAAAGUAAUGUUCCCGUUCAAACAUAAAUCAAUAGAUUGUUCUUCAUCUUCAAAAUAAAAAUCUACACAAGCAUAGCCUUCUUAAAACCCCUCAAAAGAUUAUAUUUAUUCAAUUUGAAAUAUCUAGUUUUAAAGACUACAUUUUUUAUUCAAUUAACUACGAAAUGUUGCUACGAAAAUUUGUGUGCCAAAUACGGAGAAACAAUCAAUGCCGUUUUGUUUUGUGCAAUAAAUUAUAAUUAACCUCAACAGCAGCAGCAGCAGCAGCGGCAACAACAAGAAAAAUAACGAAAACAUAAAGCACAACUUAGCCUCAUUAAAGAGCACGACUCAACAACUAAUGGACGUUAAUUUGGUUACAGCAGGAAACAGGAAAUUGUCCAACAUUCUAUCCGCCCUCUUUACUUUGGAUAUUUUAAUUUUUUUUGUGUCAUCCUUCUACGGUUAGCCAAUGUUAAAACUCAACAUUUUUUUACAAAACAGAAGCGCUCAAUAAACCACCUCUACAACCAAACAAAAAAAUAUUCAGGAUAUAUUUUCGAAAAAUCAUUGAAAAAGGUUUACAUAUUGAUAAUAUUGUAUUUAUUGUUUAUGAUAUUAUAUUUUAGU